GGAAAUGGAAAACACUUAACGCAGCUCGUCUUGUAAACGCAAACGUGAGUUUUGAGCGUAGGCCUAUUGUUUUCGUAUUUGAAACAAAUACGCAAUAUAUUUAUUUAACAUUUUAGCUAAUUUGAAAUUGAAUAAUUUAAACGUGAUAGUUACUUUAGGGAUAUGCAUCUUUGCGCAUUGUUGUUUUAAGAUAAAGAACAUUUGUAGUGAUAAUUACUGGUAUAGGCUAAGAAUAUGCAUGAUUCUAAUUCAGUACACGCAUAACUGUUUACAAACCGUUAGCUAGUUAGUUAUGUUUCAUACACGGAUUCAUUCCAGUUUAUGAAGGUUAACGGUUUUUACGAAUGCUGAAGUGCAUUUUUUUCGCCGUGCAGGUCACUGUAAGCAUUUUAUUCGAUCCUAUUUUUACAUGCGAAAACAGGCCCCAUUCCUAUUCAUUCAGAACAGAAGAAUACAAUAAUGUAACUGAAAUCUCAGAUUGUGCGUGGGAUUCUGCUAACCUCAAGGAAAAACAUCUCGGUCGUUUAAGUAGUUUUGAGGAUGCUACAUGGCUCCCUCAAUCAGAAGUGGCAGAGAUUGGCAUAGCAACCACACGAAAGCUAAACUGUACAUGGUCAGAAAUACUUCCCUCGUCUGAAUUUUGUCAAACAAAAAAGACACGUUCUGUGCCGUGUUUUGGAGUACAGUGUCACUCUGGAGAAGAAUCUGCAGAGCUCAAACCUCACAAUCGAGAUGGGCGAGAUGGCGGGCCUGGGUGCAUUCGGGCAGUGCGGAGCGCUGAAGAGCCGCCUCUCCUCUCCUCCGCCCCGGCAGGUCCCUGGAGCCACUCCCCCUUCGCCCUGAUCCGCCCCCUCGCCGACGCCAUGCUGCGGGAGGCCAGGAGGCGGUCUCUCCCCAGGCACAAAAAUAUACGCAGUUUGGCACAACCUCCAACGUUUGGGCUCACAUUUCACAAGUGUGCUCAGGUGGAUGCUGCUAAGGAGUUCCCUUUGGUGACCUUUUUCCUGCUGAUCAACAACACUGGGACGCCUGCCGCCACUGAUCUGUCCCAGCUGGGCAUUCAGGACGCCGUGUCCGGCCUCACCAUCGUAAAUAACAGCGGGGCAGUGGUGGAGAAGGGCUUCCAGUCCUUCACCUCUGACUCACUGUCAGCGGGCUCUGUCUACGUUGUGAAGUACACCGCGUCGGUUAAAGGGCACAGGAACGAGAUACUGGCGCUGCCGGCCUACCUGACCUUUUCCAACGCCUCGCAGAAUGACAUCAAUUUGUUUGGUCCUGUGGUGGCAAAUUUUACCUUGAGGGUGACCUCUGCAGAAAAGAUUUCGCCCAAUCACAGCGUGCACUUCGCGGGCUUCGUCGGGGCCUUCCUGCUGUCCGCUCUCUUGCUCAGCCUGGGCCUCGCCCUCCUCCCCCGGAUCCAGGCCGCCGCCCAAAAACACCCUCUGCAGCAAAGGAAAAACAGGGCUGUUCUGAGCGGGGACGGCGACCCCGAGUACGCCACAUGCAACAUCAGCGAGACGGCCAAAGAGGAGGCCGCCUUCGAGGACAAAAUGGUGGACAUCAUGGUGCUGGAGGACCCCCAGAACAUGUACCAGGCCCUGGAGAACCUGGACAUGUCCAACCUGCUGCGGGCGGCGACCAGCCUGGAGAGCGUCCGCGUGCAGAUCCACAAGGACGUGGUGGCGGCGCUGCUGCGCGGCCUGCGUCUGCGCGGGCUGCUGUCUGCGCAGGCGGAGCGCCGGCUGCUCAGCGUGCUGCAGGGCCAGCUGAUGGGCAUGGAGGGCAAGCUGAAGGAGGAGCACGUGGCCCGCAUGGCCGCCCUGGCCGGCCAGUGCAACAUGGAGACCCGCCAGGAGAUGGAGGCCGAGCACAGGAGGGAGGCCAGCGAGAAGGACCGGGCUGGGCUGCUCUUCCAGCACGCGGACCAGCAGGUGGUCCUGGAGUGCAGCGUCCUCUUGGACAAGCUGCACAAGCUGGAUCAGAACCGUCUGCAGCGGAGCCUGCUGGCGCGGCACGAGGAGGCCUCGGCCCAGGUCCAGAGGCAGAUCGUGGUGAGGCGCCGCGUGGAGCUGCACAAGAUCUUCUCCGAGGAGCUGGAGGAGGCCACCAGGAUGGGCGAGAUGGAGAAGAACGUGGCCAACGACCUGCUGCACGACUACUUCACCUGCCAGGACCAGCUGGAGGAGGUGCUGGAUGUCUUCCUGGCCACGCACCGGAGUGUUCUCGGCGAACGCCACGCCCAGAGGCAGUUCCUGGUGCACAGCCUGCAGAGCCUGAAGAGCCUGAUCUGCGAGGUGUUUGCCAAGACGUCCGGCCAGGUGGAGAGCUGGUUCAGGGACCUGAGGAGUGACCAUCCUUCCCCCAGGGAGGCCAGUGUGGCGGAGGACCAGCUGAACCUGCUCCUGGAGAAGGCUCAGAAGGAGCUGGUCCUGGUGAAGCAGGGGCUGGACGAGGCUCUGACUCGGGAGAGGAGCGCCAUGCACUGCGGCCUGGUCAAGAAGAGGAGAGGCCUCAUCUCUGACAAACUUCAGGAGCACAAGCAAAAGCAGAAGGAGCUGUCGGUUCUGUCCAGGACCUGCGAGGAGGGUUUGGACCCGGCCCACUACCUCAUCUCCUGGCAGAACCUCCUCAUAGCCCAGUGUCUGGAGCUGGGAGAGCUCAUCAACAACCUGGAUGAGGAGGCGGCUGCUGAUAUUCGCAAGGUCACCAUGCGGGCGAUCCACAGCGCGGUGGCGGAGGUGAAGGCCCUUCAGCCGGGCGCGGCGCAGGCGCUGCUGGGCCUGGGGGCGCCGCGCUUCCUCCUGCAGCCGGAGCUGGUGGGCGGGGCCAUGCCGGAGGCGCAGGAGUGGCUGCAGCAGGAGGGCAAGGCGGCCGUGCGGACGCUGCAGAGCACGCGAGACGCGCUGCAGGACUGCAUGGAGCUGGAGCUGCAGGAGCAGCAGGCCCUGCGACAGCGCGGCCGGGCCUUCUUCCAGGCUCUGUGCGAGGCACAGCUCACUCUCUCAGAGGAGGAGCUGCUGCAGAUGAAGCUGGAGUUCCAGAAGUGCAUGUCCAGGAUGGACCGCUGCCUGGUCCUGCCCCGCGCCCUGUCCCGCUCCAGACUGCAGGCCUUCCUGUCCCAGUGGAGGAAGGAGGCCCUGGAGAGAUCCGAGCUUGGCCUGGCAGCGGCCCCGCCCGGGAAGCAGGCAGAGAAGAAGCCCAGAGUGAAGGUGGCAGCCCCAGAGCACAGGCAGAGCCCAGACCUGUCAGAUCUCCUGCUCUUCCAGAAACAAGCAGAGGAGAAGAUCCGGCUCUACGAGCAGGAGAAGGAGAUGGAGCGCACCGCCAUGAAGAAGGUGCUGGAGGAGAUGCGCAGUGAGAGAGAGCUGGAGCUCCGGGCUCAGGAGGAGAGCCUGGCGGUGCAGACGGCUGCUCUGCACUUCCAGAAGGCAGAGAAGAGGUCCAGAGUGCUGGAGACGUACGGAGCCCUGCUCUCCCUGCAGUCCCUGCUGGUGGAGAACAUGAGAGUCAGCGGGACCCUGGGAGGAGCCGAGAUAACACACUGCAUACACAGCCACGGCCUGGGCCUAGAGGAGGCGGAGCUUGUCCUGCAGAGGGAGAGGGCGGAGUGGGAGGUCCUGUCCACCGCGCACUCCGGUGGGGCCGCCCCCGGGGACACCGAUGAUGAUGAUGAUGAUGAGGACGAUGAUGAAGAGGGCGGACUGUUCCACGUAAACCAGAAUUGCAGGAUUGCCGUCAGUCUCCAGGGGGCGCUGGAGAAGCGUGAGCAGAUCCUGAGCACGCUUGACGAGAGUAUGCGGGAAAAGGACACAAGACAUCAGGUGAUGGAGGAUCUAAAGGACCAGCUGGAGUUCAAGAGGCUUCACAUGCAUUUAGAUCAGGACCUGGAGUUCACCGCCGACCUGCUGAAGCGCGGUCAGACGCCAGUGGCCGUCGUCCUGGAGACCCUGCGCCUCCUGCUCCCCACGGCCCCCGAGUCCGACCUGCUGUCCCUCGUCGACGCCCUCUGCCCCAAGCAGGCCGCGGCCCCGCCCACCAGCGAGCGCGACAGAGGGUGGGCCGACGGAAGCAGAAACUCCCUCCUGGCGAGACUGAGGGGGGAUAUGGUGAGCAGGAAUGUCUGGACGGGCCUCCAGGACAGGGAGAAGGAAAGGAUGGUGAAGAAGAGGCAGAGGCUUCUGGGAAAGCUGUUCUCUGAGUGCUGCGCGGAGAGUUCCAGAAGCCCCCGGCUGGUCUCGGCGGCGGGGCGGUCGGGGGAGGCCCCGCGCGGCGCCGAAAUUUCAGGCAGCGGGACGCUUGCAGCCACGGGGGGAGAAUCGCCGCGUGAACCACAAGCAGGCCCCUUCCCUGCCCCCACUCCUAACCUCGCCUCCGUCACUGCCCCCACUCCUGUCCCUGACCCUACCCUUAACCCCGCCCCUGUCCCCGACCCCUUACUUAAUUCUACCCCUGUCCCAACCUUUAACCCCACUCUUGUCCCUAACCCCACCCUUAACCCCACUCCUGUCCCAACCCUUAACCCCGCCCCUGUCCCAACCCUUCACCUCACUCCUGUCGCUAACCUCACCCUUAAUCCUGCAAAUGUCCCGACUCUUAACCCCACCCCUUCCCCUAACCCCGCCCCCAUCCCUAACCCUGUCCCUAACCCCGCCCCUGCCGCCGAGGUGUGGGACAUGCCUCACACGGGAGAGAAGGUGUUCGUCUUCCGCCUCCAGCCUGAGUCCCAGGACUCCGCGGACAGGCCUGGUGGGAAGAGGGGGAAGAAGAGGAACUUCCUCAACUUCAAGAAGGGCUCCAUUGCUCCUCAGGACCAGUGAAGCACCGUGUGUGGGUCACCCCCGGUGUGGCACAGAGGGGUCCACCUAAAACUCUGUAGCCUGCAGCGUCCAAUCCAUGUCACAAGCACAAAAGGUUUAUGCAACUUCAGGUGACGGCUUCAAUCCUCCCUGCCAUAGGCCAGCGGUACAAAGCUGAUGGGUUCUCGAGCAGCACUUACCAAAGACUUACCUGGGUACUUGUUUCUGCCCCUUGUUGAGUACCCCUUUCCUACUGUAGCACUGAAACCAGGCUCGCUGUUUUUGCUAGCGGCUGGAUAGCUGUCUUCUUUCCCAUUCUGAGCUCGUACCAGCUCAAGCUGUUUGCGGUCCCGAUGCUGGCUCAGUUAGCAGCGAGCUGUGAGCAGAGUCGGCAGACUGCGUAACGGGCACUUCUGUUGCCGUUUCUCCAUGGCUGCUCAUUGUGAAAACCAGAGGCGGCUAGAGUUCAUACGGGGUGUGCUUUCCUUCUCCGACCUCAGCCUCAGCUCUGUGGAGGAAGUAGCCAUUGCGGUCAGUAACGUUAUUGCGAUGGCCAUUCAUAAGACAACCAAUGGUGCUGUAGCACUGGGGUGUCAGACUCUAGCCCUGUGGAGCCACACUGUCUGCUGGCUCUCGGUGCAUUUCGGUACUCAGAUGAUUAAUCUAUGUCACUGACUGUGCACACCUUGUUUCCAAGGCCUAAAUCAGCAUUAACAUGCAGGCACUGCGCCACCCCAGGACCUGGGGAUUGACACCCCUCCUGUGAUUGCGCAGCCAGUCUUGGCUCCUGCUCAUUCCAGCACGUCCAGGUUCCUGGUUUUGCCGUAGCAAAGGGGUAUAUUACGCAUGGCUGUGCAAUAAAGUGAUCCAGGCUUGAGGCUUCCCUUCUUUUAUGUCAGGAAGAUCAGAUAUUAUGGACAGUCUUAAUUUGCAUGGCGUUUUAGAUGAGUUGCGUAGUUCUAAAAGAAUAUUUCAUAAGGAGUCUAUAGCUAUUUCUUAAGCUUUCAUAGGACCUGCUAGAGAUGUAGACAUAAAUAAUAUAGCACUGAGAAAUGUUAAACUAUGAUUAAAAUAUUCAGGCCAAAAAGAUUUUUUCUGCUGGUGUACACUAUGUUCACAUUUUGUACCUCUCAAAUUCAAUGAUAGUUUGCUAGACUCCAGUCUUUUCAACUAGAAUUGGGAUUACAGUUUUUAGUAUUCCUUCAACAAAAUAGACACCAAUACUGUAGAUCCUAUCGGAGGUAUUUGUAGCUGGUACUAUUAUUAAUACUGUUGUACUGCUUCUAUUUUCUUUGGUUUUUGCACAUGUGCUUAUAAUUAUGUGCAUGUAAUGUAGGUAUACUCAGUUGCCAGACAUCCAUUUAUUCCAGUCUUUUGCAACAUCUGAGAAUGCGAGGGAGCUACGCGUUGAAGAUUUUAAGUGUGAAAAUGCAUGUGAAUCGAUGAUAAAUUCGCAGAUUGAAAGCCAUUAACUUUUAGACAGAACUUUCACAAACUUAGGCUGUCACAUACCUUUAAUUGGGUGGAAGGAGCAGAUGGGUUUUUCGAGUGUCAGUCAGAUUGAGGUGCCUUGCAAAGUAGAAAAUGAAAAGGCAUUAAGCGUCAGUCGCACAAUUCUAGGUGAAGCCUUCAGCCAAGGUUAAUGCAGCGAUGUGGACAAGCCAGUUAAAUGACAUUAUUUAGGUAUUUAGCCGAGUGUGUAUUUAACACGGUUAGAAAACCACUAUCGACCUGCUUAAAAGUUUAGCAAUUUGAACGAUUUUUUUUUUGUUUGUUUUCGGCAAAGCGAAUCGUGAUUAAACACCCCUCCUCAGAUUUGACAACCUGAAAACGGAAGACCGGGCCUUUCGUUCGAAAUCUGUACACAGAUCCUGUGCCGGCUUGCUGGUUGCAAAUGAGAGAACGGCCGUUACCAUUUUCGGUUCCCCUCAUCAUGAUGAAAAGGCCGGCGGUGUCAGCUUCGGAGUAAGUUGUUGGCCACAGUGACAAAGGAAAGAUAACGGCAGGUAAUUUCCUCCAUCUUGCGGGCAACUUUUAUUUGACCCAAUCUGUGGAAAUUCAGGCAAUUCAUUGGGGGGUAAGAAUGAACAAUUACUGUGCAGCUUCCUCAGACUUCAGUCUGAAAACAUGUACGUGCUUCAGAAUCGAACAGCAGCACUUUUUCAGCAAUCGCUUUCAUUCCACUUUGGACAGAUACGGUUGUUCAUUGUCUUUUGGAACGAACCCCGACCGACUGACAAUGUCUAAGUUUUACAUGUUAUUUUCUUCUGUGAUGAACUGUGAGCAUGAACUGUCUGAUAUUUUGAAAUUCAUCCCAGUGAUGUGUGCCAUUCAGUUUGACCGGUUUGCCUUAAUUACCAUUCCGAAUCCGAGUUGCUGUCAUUAAACAGCAAUGUGGCAAAUCCUUUUUUACAUCGUAUGUCUCUUGUCAAAGGGUCCUUUCUUUUCAAAAAUAUUCCUGAUAUGUCCUGAUCCUAACGUACUUCCUGAACAUGCAAAUGGAAUGCAUGAUUGAACUUUCUCAUUUAAAGCAGUCAUCCUUAUUGUAUUGUGAACUCACUCGGUCUUUUAAAGCAGUACUUCUUUGAUAUUCCUAUUUGUUAUUGUUUGGCUUUCAUGCGCAUUGUAUCCUGGGUAACUAUAGAAUUGAUGGGGAACUGUAGAGACGGAAGUAGAACUACUGGAAAAGCUUUAGAACUAAGGACGGUAGUACAACUUGUAAAUAACUACAGUAAGUGGAAUGCUGCUUGGUGAGUCAUUGUGCAAGCACAGUAAUUUGCUAGAAAAGAGGAUGCAUUAUUAUAAACCAUUUCAUAGCAUUUGCAAGGACAUGAUGCUUCUGUAAGGAGAUGGCAGCAUGUGGUGAUUUGUGUCACAGUGACGUCUUAAUCGAAUACCAGUUUUAAUUUGAAAUGAGAAAAUUCAGAAGUAUGCAAUUUCGUCUUUUUUAUAUUAUUUUAUUUUUACCGUUUUCACAGGUUUGAACUCUUAAUAUUCAAGCUUGUGUACAGUAAGUGUUUGUCUUGAUGCUAAUGUUACAAUCAAUUUUUGAAUUUAGGUUUUUUGUAACAUUUAAGUUUUAUACAGUAUUAGAUGGUACACUCAUGAAUAUACUCAGGUACUUUGUCAUAAUCAUGGGUAAAUAAAUGUUAAAAGGGAUUUGUGUUUCAAACUGUUCAAAAAGUUACUGUCUGCCAUGUUGUACCAAUACCCUCAUCCUACUCUGUUCACAGUGGGGGCUUAACACUGCUUUUGUUUAACUGAAAAUCACCUUCAAAAAUGUAACAUAUUUAACAUUUAAUAUCUAUAAACUUCAAUUUCAUAAGGAA
This is a messenger RNA of Anguilla anguilla (European eel), 8125 nucleotides long. RefSeq names its product limbin-like. The coding region runs from base 345 to 4817 and encodes 1490 amino acids. Gene Ontology annotation, cellular component: ciliary membrane; plasma membrane protein complex. NCBI's taxonomy places the organism in Eukaryota, Metazoa, Chordata, Actinopteri, Anguilliformes, Anguillidae. The transcript is spliced from 23 exons. The record is from RefSeq and is a predicted model, not a curated record. Gene Ontology annotation, biological process: smoothened signaling pathway.